AUGGUUGUAGAUAUCAUGUCAGGAAGCACGAUUUUCUCGUCCUUAGACCUGACGGACGGCUUUUACCAAAUCGUGAUGCGUCCUGAGGAUGUUCCGCUUACCGCCGUCAGCACGCCUAGCGAUGCUUUAUCGCGGAGACCCGACAAUGAUCCCCGCGACGAUACACCGGCUGUGGCCACGACGGACGCCGAUGACGACGAUUGCAUCGCGUGUGCGACGCUUGGAACUAAUAUCACGGUUGUGUCCGCCGUCAACCCGUUGCGUGAUGACAUCGCAGAGGUGUAUUCACGUGAUGUGUUUUACUCACCGAUCGUCCGCUACUGUAGCGACCCCUCAAACGAAGCAUUGCGCUCGCUCUCAGCUUCCACUCGCGCCCACACUGUGCGGUACUCCUUCGAUGGCAAGUUGCUCAUGUUUUAA
Molecule: messenger RNA, 420 nt
Organism: Peronospora farinosa
Lineage: Eukaryota; Oomycota; Peronosporomycetes; Peronosporales; Peronosporaceae
Source: the annotation of a GenBank genome assembly